Molecule: messenger RNA, 675 nt
Organism: Penicillium diatomitis
Lineage: Eukaryota; Fungi; Ascomycota; Eurotiomycetes; Eurotiales; Aspergillaceae
Product: mitochondrial 37S ribosomal protein bS21m
Exons: 1
Coding region: 1-675 (224 amino acids)
Biological process (GO): translation; mitochondrial translational initiation
Cellular component (GO): mitochondrial small ribosomal subunit; ribosome
Molecular function (GO): structural constituent of ribosome
Source: RefSeq, a predicted model, not a curated record
AUGGACACCCGUCUCCUGGCACGAGGCCUCCGUGCCCGGCCAACACCAUGGCUCCUCAGUGCUCACCAGCAACAGCAGCCCAUCACCCUCACCACACUCCGCUACAAUUCCUCCAACACUUCGCCACAAAAGACCACCCACCCAACAUCCUCAGAAGCCUCCACCACCACUACGCACACAACACCCGCCGCGGUCGAAGACCAACCACCCGCCCCCAAGCCCGCACCCACCAAGACCGUCGCCUCCGACUUUGACGAAAUCCUCAACAAGCUCGACCUCGGCAACCGCAACACUCUCAACGCCAAGGGCGAACCCCGCCGCAUCUUCUCCGACGCGGUCUCGCGCUCCGUCGGCGGCGUCGGCUCGCAGGCGUUCAAGGACCGCGCCGCGCAGCAGCUUGCUUCUCGCAAGGUGGAGCUGAAGCUUGGGCCUACGCUGGGUCGUCAGGUCCAUGUUGAGCCGGAGCGUGGAUUGGAUCUGCCGGCUGCGAUUCGUCAGCUGGAAAUCACUUGCAGUACGAAUCAGAUCAAGGCGGAUUCACAUAAGCAGAAGUUUCACAAGCGGAAGGGUGCGCUGCGGAAGGAGUUGCGUCGGACGAGGUGGAGGAAGCUUUUCCGUUUCUCGUUCCAGGAGACGGUGAAGAAGAUCCAGCGGAUGCAGGCGCAGGGAUGGUAG